GAAGCGGGCGGUGCCGUUUUUCUCCAUCCGGUGUGUUAGAACCUUUUCACGGCAGACGAAGAAUGGAGAGAGUCGCUAACGGUUGUUAGCGUGAAAACCUCAAUAACAAGGAGAGCGCAGGAAAGCCUCUCAUGAAUCUGCCCCAGCGCUCGGUUAAAGUGGACCUGAGCGGAACACGAGCGGACUCCUGGUCGUGUGGAUUUAUCCCCGUGAAGGUCUCUACCUUCCUUGUGUGACAGAUGUCGAGGCUUAGCAACUGAUCGAGCUGAGAGGGCGAGGUCGGGGAGGCCCGCGGGUUGACGGCUCCAGCUUCUGGCCCAUGAGAGCGACUGUGCCAUCCAGGUGCCACCAGUAACCAGGGCUGUGGCUUCUGCGGUGGGCCCGGCCCAGGAGGCCUCUUUUUGUGCGUCACUCGAGGCUCCUGCUGACCAGUGCUGUGGCACGCCAUGGAUCAACAAAGAGAGAAAUACGGCGAGCGGACGACUAGAGGCACCAAAGUUAACCAGGGAAACCGGAGCGGACACCGACCGUCCGGCUCCUCGAACACCUCCGGCGUUCUCAUGGUGGGACCUAAUUUUCGCGUGGGGAAGAAGAUCGGUUGUGGAAACUUUGGGGAACUGAAGCUCGGUAAAAAUCUCUACACAAAUGAGUAUGUAGCCAUUAAACUGGAACCAGUGAAGUCGAGGGCCCCACAGCUACAUUUGGAGUACCGGUUCUACAAAAGUCUCGGGACCACAGCAGAGGGAGUACCGCAGGUGUUCUACUUCGGCCCCUGUGGGAAGUACAACGCCAUGGUUAUGGAGCUGCUGGGGCCGAGUCUAGAGGAUCUCUUUGACCUUUGCGACAGGACCUUUUCACUGAAGACUGUCUUGAUGAUUGCAAUUCAGCUGAUUUCUCGAAUGGAGUACGUGCACUCUAAAAAUCUCAUCUACAGAGAUGUCAAGCCUGAAAACUUUCUCAUCGGAAGGCAAGGGAAUAAAAAGGACCACAUCAUCCACAUCAUUGACUUUGGCCUAGCCAAAGAGUACAUCGACCCCGAGACCAAAAAACACAUUCCCUACCGGGAGCAUAAGAGCCUGACUGGGACAGCCAGAUACAUGUCCAUUAACACACACUUAGGCAAAGAGCAAAGCAGACGAGAUGACCUGGAGGCUUUAGGGCACAUGUUCAUGUAUUUUCUGCGUGGGAGUUUACCUUGGCAAGGACUAAAGGCUGACACAUUGAAAGAAAGAUACCAGAAGAUUGGUGAUACAAAACGAAACACUCCUAUUGAAGUCCUCUGUGAGAAUUUUCCAGAGGAAAUGGCCACCUAUUUGCGGUAUGUAAGGCGGUUAGACUUCUUUGAAAAGCCUGACUACGAAUAUCUGAGGACUCUAUUUACUGAGCUAUUUGAGAGAAAAGGAUACACGUUUGACUACACUUACGACUGGGUUGGGAGGCAGAUACCCACGCCGGUGGGAUCUGUCCACAUAGACUCUGGUGCCUCUGCGGUAACAAGAGAGAGCCAUCCUCACAGAGACCGGCCCUCGCAGCACGCGCCGGUUCGAAAUCAGAUGGCAGGCUCAGACCGACGAGGAGCAUGGGAGGUGCAGCCCACGCGGCAAGCAAACUCUUCCUAUUUGACCUCCCACCUGGCAGCGGACAGGCACGGGGGCUCAGUACAGGUGGUCAGCUCAACCAACGGCGAGCUGAACGCAGACGACCCGCUGGCUCAAUCCAACACCCCGAUUACACCUCAGGCAGACGUGGAAGUGGUCGACGAGCCCAACUGCGUGAAAAUGCUCAACCUGUGGUGCUGCUGUUUCUUCAGGCGAAAACGGAAGAAGAACACGCCGCGGCACAAAUGAUGAGCCGGGGACCGGAAACGAAUCGUUCCUCGUGUCCACUCAGAGUCGAUUGUGAUUUCAGAAACCUGGAUGGUCCCACUCAGAAUAAAAGAGGGAGUCAACUGAAAGAUUCUGAUUGAAUUGUUCUCGGCCAGGACCGCUUUGACGAGGGGGGGAAAAAAAAGUUAAACACACACAAGAAAAACAAACCGUGGUUUGUGGAGAUGUACAGGAAACAUGUCUUACGAUGGGAGUUUUUUUAUUUUUUGACUCCCCCCACCCCCACUCCUCUAAGUUAUAUGGGAUGUUUUAUAGGUCAGGCGGUCCAAGAAUUGUUUUUUUUUUUUUUUUAUCUCCAUGACAACCAAAAUGUUUUUCUCUCAUCAUUGUUGCCAUAUUUCUUUCUUUCCUUUUUUUUUUCCCCUUUUCUGGAUCAUUUCUCAAUGCAGGACAAGCAGCUGAAUACGCAGAGGCGAAAAGGAGUAUUAGCAGUCUUUCCGGUUCUCACGGGACGUCCCUUCGUCGAACCGAAAUACACUACAGUCCCUCUUUGUACUGUUGGCGAAAAUGAGCAGAGAACUGGUAUUUCUACAUGAGGCUUGAAGGGAGAAAAAGAAAACAAACAAACAAAAAAAAUAGUGCUAUUUAUCACUCUGUUGCUACUACUUUUCCUACACACUGCAUACACACUGAAUGUAUUGACAGAUGAGUGAAAUGACGAGCAUUUCUGUUAUCUCUCCAGUGCAUGGGAAGGAAGUCGCAGUUAAGAAGUCUAACAAAAUUAUUAUUUUUUUGUUGUUGUUAAAAAGUGGAGGGGGAAAAAAGACUCAGACCAAAAACUGAGUUCAGUUCAGAUUAGAAAGGGUUUCCUGGACUUUGUGACCACAACAGCCAUCAGAUGAUGCCACCCUGGAAGGACAGUAUGCUCUGGAGAGUCACCGCCUCUAAAAACUGCUCUGUCCAAUGCCUUAACCUCCAUCCACCAAACCCGACUGGCCGCCGCGUUGUUUCGCCGCUUUGGAUAGCAAGUUAACAGCAUGGUCGUGCGAUUUUUCUUUUUCUUUUAUUUAUUUAUUUGGUUUGUGCGUGUGUUUUCCAAAUUACUAAACCCAAAGGAAGAGACUGUUUCGCAGCCAUUAAAGGCCGGCCACGGCUUUUCUUUUCUUAACACGGAAAUGUAUUUCCCACCGAAAGGGAGGGAAACAAAAAAACAACAAAAACAAACAAAAAAAACAACAAACAAACAAAGCCAAAACCGAAGGCGCUCCCCUCCCACCAACGCCACCACCGGGGCCGCCGCUCGAACCGCGGCUCCUCUCCACCGCGGCUGAGACGGACAGAAACUCGGCGGCGGAGGAAAUGCCUUGAAACAACAUCUCACCUUGCCUAUCAUAACAUAUAAAAAACAGACUUUCAUUUGUUUUCAUUCUAUGCUAAUGUGAAUUCUGUCUGAUGCAAUUAUAGUUUUGUUGUUUUCAUUCCGGUCAGCCAUGGUUUUUAUAGGGAAAGAGAUAGAUUGGGGGGAAGUGGGAGUAAGCAAAACAAAGCUUGAUUAUUUCUGCACUACAUUCGUUUGACCCCGGCUUUCCCAGAGGAGACCCUGCCUUCUUAAAAAACAAAACAAAAACGUGCUUGAACGUGCUUAUUACUUUAAUUGUAGCUGCCUCGUGUGCUGGUUGGGGAGGGCUCAUUCAAUUUGGUGCCAUGGCCACCCUCCACUCAACCCUCCGUUCCCUCCGCACACAGAUACGUUUUAAGUGUAAGAUGAAGCGACACUCGGUGGAAUGUUCGCUUCGGCGUUUCGUGGACCUGCUCCAUUAGAAUGUUGUAGAUGAGUCCUAGUUGUAUUUACACUGUACAGCCCGGUUUGUUUGUUUUUUAAGCCUGCCCCUCUCUCAACCCGGCGUGUGACUUUCUCCGGGGAGCCUAAGUUAUUGUGUUAUCGAAAGUACUUGAAUAUGUAAAUCUAUAGGAACAUUUUAUUGUUUGUUUUUUCCUUUUCUUUUCUCCUCCUCCUCUUCUUUUUUUUUUUUUUUUUUUUGCUUCCUUUGUUCGCAGAAACUCCACGUAAAAGUUUUAAUGGGGAAAUGGGAGAAGAAGCUAUUUGAAUGACCGAUUAUUCAUUUAUUCGUCCGUGGCAGUUGGAUCCGUGUCGCUCCAGUUUCCUGUGCUAAAAACAGUUCCGUUUAUCGAGAUGGAGUAAUCCAGACUAUUUAGCCUUCUCCGCUCUCAGCCCGAUUCUCCCGCCGAGUGCCAUUUCCGAGACUACUACUACUUUUGCUACUACCCCAUGCCUUUUCCUGUACCAGGAAAAUGUCAAGAUGAAUGUUUUCCUCUUUCACUCCACCCCGCGUCCUUAAAUGCGUCGCCUAUCGUUUCUUUCUUUUCUUCUUCUGCAGAGCAGCGCAGCUUUUUAAACGACUCGUUCCGUCUUAAAAGUCCUAAAAGGAAGGGGGCCAAACCCACCGCCUUGUGGACCCACGCUUACUGCUGAGUUUGUGACGCAGCAUCUAGUUCUAUAGCUUCUGGCUGAGCUGGUAUAUAUAGCUAUAGUACUCUGGAUUUGUCUUAAAGGCGAGCGGUCUCUUUAUCUUAGAUCCGCGAGACGAUGCAACUUCCGCUCCUCGCGACCCUUUCUGUCCUUUUUUUUUUUUUUGCUACACAUUCCAGUUCUGUUCCGACUGUUCAUGUCAGUCACGGUUUAUGGCUUUCGUGUGUAUUUAUGUACGUGUGUAAAUCAAAUUAAAGCAAAUGAGCGCAUGAAUGAUUUUUUUUGGGGGGGUUUCUCUGGCACUUUCCCCCCCACCCGUCGUUGCUGUACUGUAGGGUUGUUUGAUUUACUGUACCUUGUUUCUUUGAGGGAGAGGUGAUAUGUACUGCAAUAUUGUGCUAAUUAUUUGAACUGUAAAUUGUACAGAGCCUCACAAUUGUAGUCUUUGUUGGGAAUUUCUAUUAAAAAAAUGAUUUCUGAUUUUUUUUUUUUCUCAGACUGUGGAAAAUCAAUUUGUACAGCUCCAAGAAUCUAUCUUUCCCUCUGCAUUUUUUUUUCUGUUUUUUUUUUUUUUUUUUUUUUUUUUAAUAGAGCUGUGAUUAAGAUAAAUCCUUAAUCUGUAAAUAAAUAAUAUUGUGUUGAAAUAUGAAUGUCACUUCAAAAAAUGUAUUUGAAUGAGUUAGUCAAGGGCUUCAAGUAUGAAGGACCCACCAUUUCUUCUUUUUAAUGAUUUCAUAUAUUUAAGUUGCAGAAAGGUUAAUGGCCUUUUUAUCUGAUAUGACUGUUUUUUUCCCUUUGUUUUUCUCGGACUCAUGAAAUGGUGUCUCACACAUGAACCUUCUAAAAAUCACUUUUUAUUCCCUCCACACCUAAAGGGAAUCUCCAAUUUGCACCCUUUUUAUGUAAAAUAAAAGAUCUGUCCACCUUUUUCA
Molecule: messenger RNA, 5249 nt
Organism: Gambusia affinis (western mosquitofish)
Lineage: Eukaryota; Metazoa; Chordata; Actinopteri; Cyprinodontiformes; Poeciliidae
Gene: csnk1g1
Product: casein kinase 1, gamma 1
Exons: 14
Coding region: 447-1847 (466 amino acids)
Biological process (GO): peptidyl-serine phosphorylation; endocytosis; positive regulation of canonical Wnt signaling pathway
Cellular component (GO): cytoplasm; nucleus; plasma membrane
Molecular function (GO): protein serine/threonine kinase activity; ATP binding
Source: RefSeq, a predicted model, not a curated record